CGGGGUCCUCGCGCCCCGCACACCCGCACGCACGGCCCGGCCCGCAGUGAGCAUGGGCGCGGCGGCCGUGCGCUGGCACUUGUGUGUGCUGCUCGUCCUGGGCGCGCGCGGGCGGCUGGCGGGGGGCAGCGGGCUCCCAGGGGCCGUCGACGUGGACGAAUGCUCGGAGGGCACAGACGACUGCCACAUUGAUGCCAUCUGCCAGAACACGCCCAAGUCCUACAAAUGCCUCUGCAAGCCAGGCUACAAGGGGGAAGGCAGGCAGUGUGAAGACAUCGACGAGUGUGAGAACGACUACUACAACGGGGGCUGUGUCCACGAAUGCAUCAACAUCCCGGGGAACUACAGGUGCACCUGCUUUGACGGCUUCAUGCUGGCACAUGACGGACACAACUGCCUGGAUGUGGACGAGUGUCAGGACAACAACGGCGGCUGCCAGCAGAUCUGUGUCAAUGCCAUGGGCAGCUACGAGUGUCAGUGCCACAGCGGCUUUUUCCUCAGCGACAACCAGCACACCUGCAUCCACCGCUCCAACGAGGGUAUGAACUGCAUGAACAAAGACCAUGGCUGUGCCCACAUCUGCCGGGAGACGCCCAAAGGUGGGGUGGCUUGUGACUGCAGGCCCGGCUUUGACCUUGCCCACAACCAGAAGGACUGCACAUUAACCUGUAACUAUGGAAACGGAGGCUGCCAGCACAGCUGUGAGGACACGGACACAGGCCCCGUGUGCGGCUGCCACCAGAAGUACGCCCUGCACUCAGACGGCCGGACAUGCAUCGAAAAGGAUGAGGCUGCAAUUGAGCGCUCUCAGUGCAAUGCCACGUCAGUAGCUGAUGUGGACAAGCGGGGGAAACGGCGGCUACUCAUGGAGACGUGUGCAGUAAAUAACGGAGGCUGUGACCGGACGUGCAAGGACACGGCCACCGGCGUGCGAUGCAGCUGCCCGGUUGGAUUCACACUGCAGCCGGAUGGGAAGACGUGCAAAGACAUCAACGAGUGCCUGGUCAACAACGGAGGCUGCGACCACUUCUGCCGCAACACCGUGGGCAGCUUCGAGUGCGGCUGCCGGAAGGGGUACAAGCUGCUGACGGACGAGCGGACGUGCCAAGACGUCGACGAGUGCUCCUUCGAGCGGACCUGUGACCACAUCUGCAUCAACUCCCCGGGCAGCUUCCAGUGCCUGUGCCGCCGCGGCUACACACUCUAUGGGACAACCCACUGCGGAGAUGUGGACGAGUGCAGCAUGAACAACGGGAGCUGCGACCAGGGCUGUGUCAACACCAAGGGCAGCUACGAAUGCGUCUGCCCCCCAGGGAGGCGUCUCCACUGGAACCGGAAGGACUGCGUGGACACCUGCGAGGCCGAGUGCGUGCGGAGGCGAGUGGAGCAGAGCCUGCAGGCCGCCGUCAAGACUCUGCGCAAGUCCGUCAGCCGGCAGCACUUCUCCGUCCAGGUCGCAGGCACUGAGUACGAGGUGGCCCAGCGGCCGGCCAAGGCCCUGGAGGGCCAGGGGACGUGUGGCACAGGCCAGGUGCUGCAGGAUGGCAAAUGCGUGACCUGCGGGCCUGGCACCUACUUCAGCGGAGAGCCAGGCCAGUGUGUGCCAUGCACGCCGGGGACCUACCAGGAUGGGAACGGCCAGCUCAGCUGCACACCGUGCCCCAGCAGCGACGGGCUCGGCCUGGCCGGUGCCCGCAACGUAUCCGAGUGUGGAGGCCAGUGCUCUCCAGGCUUCUUCUCCACCGACGGCUUCCGGCCCUGCCAGGCCUGCCCCGUGGGCACGUACCAGCCUGAGCCUGGGCGCACGGGCUGCUUCCCCUGCGGAGGGGGACUGCUCACCAAGCACGAGGGCACAGCCGCCUUCCAAGACUGUGAGGCCAAAGUGCACUGCUCCCCCGGCCACCACUACAAUACCACCACCCACCGGUGCAUCCGCUGCCCUGUCGGCACCUACCAGCCCGAGUUUGGCCAGAACCACUGCAUCACGUGUCCUGGCAACACCAGCACAGACUUCGACGGCUCCACCAACGUCACACACUGCAAAAACCAGCACUGCGGCGGCGAGCUUGGCGACUACACGGGCUACAUCGAGUCCCCCAACUACCCUGGCGACUACCCGGCCAAUGCCGAGUGCGUGUGGCACAUUUCGCCGCCCCCCAAGCGCAGGAUCCUCAUCGUGGUCCCCGAGAUCUUCCUGCCCAUCGAGGACGGGUGUGGCGACGUCCUGGUCAUGAGGAAGAGCGCCUCACCCACCUCUAUCACCACCUAUGAGACCUGCCAGACCUACGAGAGGCCCAUCGCCUUCACCUCCCGUUCCAGGAAGCUCUGGAUCCAGUUCAAAUCCAAUGAAGGCAACAGCGGCAAAGGGUUCCAAGUACCUUAUGUCACCUACGACGAGGACUACCAGAAGUUAAUAGAAGAUAUCGUCCGCGAUGGACGGCUCUACGCCUCGGAGAAUCACCAGGAAAUUUUGAAAGACAAGAAGCUGAUCAAGGCCCUCUUCGACGUGUUGGCGCAUCCCCAGAACUACUUCAAGUACACAGCCCAGGAGUCCAAGGAGAUGUUCCCACGGUCCUUCAUCAAACUGCUGCGCUCCAAGGUGUCCCGGUUCCUGCGACCCUACAAAUAACACUGGUGCAGCUGCCCUGCUUGGGGUGCCGGCUACCCGGGGAGGAGAGAGCUCCUCCCCUCCACAGUCGAAGCUAAAGGCGGCUCCGUGGGCCUCCACGCUGCCUUGGGAAUCGCCGUGGCGUCUGCCCUUCAGGAAUCGCUGGCCAGCCCGUGGCGGGCGAGACCACAUAUGCAGGCAGAGACCCCAGCCCGGCUGCACUCCUCUGAUGCCGCCCCCGUGGGAAAACGUUGCUUAAGGCAGCCUUUCUUGCUCCUUCCAGGACACCAAUAGCGCCCUCUCCUGAGCUGGCACCAGCGGACGCCACCCGGACCCAGGACGCUCGGCCACCACCCAGGCGGGUCCCGGGCAGAGCUGACCUUUGGAGGUUGCAUGUGCCCUUUGCCUGGUGCUUCGAGGGAGAGAGGGGCAUGGCUGCCAUGUCUCAGGGGGCUCUCAAAGGCAGAAUCCAAGACAGGAGGCCAGGCCGUGGAAGCAGGGGUGGUGAAGACUCGUCUGGGGGCUGUGAUAAGCCAGUGUCGAUGCUGGCAGGGCGUCCACACCCGCCAGCUCCUCUGGCCAUGGGCCCAGGACACGGGCGAGUGCGGUUGGGCUCUCAGGAUUCUGUGAUGGGACAGAAAAGAGGUGCUGGGAGAGGAAACUGUAGAUUUCUGCUUUCCCGUGAUAGAGCAUCUAAUUAAGUACUAUGUGUAUAUGAAUCUAAAGAUAAAGAUAUAUAUCCUUCUAUUUGUGGGUACUCUAGGAGAAUCCUCUUUAGCAACUGUAAAUAUUAAUCGCCCCGUCUUCUCCCAGCUGUCGCUGGCUUCCCUGACCGAUUAAACUGCUCCUCCAAGCACUUGCCAUGUCUGUU
Molecule: messenger RNA, 3479 nt
Organism: Aethalodelphis obliquidens (Pacific white-sided dolphin)
Lineage: Eukaryota; Metazoa; Chordata; Mammalia; Artiodactyla; Delphinidae
Gene: SCUBE1
Product: signal peptide, CUB domain and EGF like domain containing 1
Exons: 19
Coding region: 53-2629 (858 amino acids)
Biological process (GO): signal transduction
Cellular component (GO): cell surface
Molecular function (GO): calcium ion binding
Source: RefSeq, a predicted model, not a curated record